GCUCCCACAGAUCAGCACAUCAAGCAAGUUUGCAUGAGAGUGAUGCAAGAACAGCUCGCUCAGCUCGCCGCCAGCCUCAGCAGACCAGAGUCUGGGGUCGCAGGACUCCCUGGCCUCCCAGGUCCCCCGGGUCCUCAGGGCUCAACUGGAAACAACGGCUUCCCAGGCCACCCUGGGGGUCGAGGCCUGCCGGGACUCAAGGGGCCACCAGGCCUACUGGGACAGAAAGGACCCAAAGGUGAUACUGGAGACAGAGGAGACAGAGGCCCCACAGCUAUCGGGCCCAAGGGCAUCUCUGGAGUGCCUGGCCUUCCUGGGGACCAGGGCCGAGCAGCUUAUGGUACCCAUGGCCGUGACGGGUUGAGAGGGCCGCGUGGAGCUCCCGGCAUGACCGGCGUUCCAGGGCCUCCUGGUUCGACUGGGCUCAACGGAUACUGCGAGCCGUCCCAGUGUGUCCUCCAGGCCGUGGCGGCGCCGAUGUCGGCUAAGGACUCCGGCAUGAAAGGACCAGAUGGGAUUUGAGAUUCCGACUCCGCAGUCAGAACCCCAAACCCCAGAGCCCAGGUCAGGGAGACCUGAGAGACUUAGAGAGAAACACUUCCACUGAAGAGGACAUGCUAACACUUUACUUGAAGUAGCCACUGCGCUUUGGGAUCAUAAGAGCAAGGUGGCGUGUCACACUGGUAGAUGUGCCCAAAACAUUUGUUGUUGAGCAUUGGAAUCAUUUUGGGGGGGUUAAGUUUGACCAUCUUUGAAAUGGUAUGCAAUAUGAUGGCACGCUUGCUCUUAUGAUUGGGCCAAUGAGAAAGCCACUUCAAGUAAAUUGUUACAGAAAUAAAGCCUUGUGUUUUGACACGACAGUCAUUCUUCCUCCUUAAUAGUCAAUUAUGGGCUGAUGAAAUAAACGAUAUUUUUUGUUGUCCUCUUGGAUUUUGUGAGGUACCAUGUCCUCUCGGAUUUUGUGAAGUACAAUGUCAUAUCCAUCGAGUUCUAGUUUCACUCCUCUUGUUAUAAGAAAUAGAACAGCUCCGUCAGCCAUUCCUGUACACCCAGAUACCGAUUGAUUUUUUUUUAAGUUGCUUUUUUCAUGCCAAAUAUGAAAAUGAUGAAAUAUAGAAUAUGUCUUAAGUGUAUCUGUAAAUCUGUGUAUAUGUGUCAAUACUGAACCCAAAGCCUCUUGUGAAUUAUACUGUUGACAGAA
Molecule: messenger RNA, 1201 nt
Organism: Clupea harengus (Atlantic herring)
Lineage: Eukaryota; Metazoa; Chordata; Actinopteri; Clupeiformes; Clupeidae
Gene: col9a1a
Product: collagen alpha-1(IX) chain-like
Exons: 4
Coding region: 34-522 (162 amino acids)
Source: RefSeq, a predicted model, not a curated record